Glycine soja is the source of this 714-nucleotide messenger RNA. RefSeq lists its product as uncharacterized. Gene Ontology annotation, molecular function: nucleic acid binding; zinc ion binding. The transcript has 2 exons. NCBI's taxonomy places the organism in Eukaryota, Viridiplantae, Streptophyta, Magnoliopsida, Fabales, Fabaceae. The coding region runs from base 1 to 714 and encodes 237 amino acids. The record is from RefSeq and is a predicted model, not a curated record.
AUGGGGUUUGCGGGUGGUAGUGGUAGCAAACCCAAUACUUUCCCCUCUCAGAUCACUUGUUACAAAUGUGGUAAGCCAGGGCACAUCUCCUCAAAUUGUCCUGAUAAAGGCAUGACCUAUUUUAAUUAUAGACAAAGGGGGCAUAUUCAUAGAGAUUAUCCAUAUCCCAAGAAGGAGCAAAAUGGUGGGGGCUUGAAUGACCAAACUGGACAUCUGAAGGCCACAAUAAGAGUCUUUACCCUUAACGGUGCCGAAGCUUCGAGAUCCAAAGAUCUAAUCCAAGGGAAACUUAAGCUUUCUGUGUCUUCUUUAAAUAAAGAUCUGGUGGUAAAGACCCCAACUAGUGGUUCUGUGUUAACUUCUAAUGUGUGUUUGAAUUGUCCUGUGGAAAUUUCUGGUAGAACAUUUGUGAUUGAUAUGGUUUGUUUGCCUUUGAGCCAAAUUGAUGUUAUUCUAGGUAUGGAUUGGUUAUCUUUCAACCAUGUCUUGUUAAACUGUUUUGAUAAAACUGUGGUGUUUGAUGGUUCUGGAGUGAGUAAGAAUAUGAUGUUUAUCUCUGCCAACCAAAUUGUGACAUCUUUAAAAGAAGAUGCUCAAGUGUACAUGAUCGUGUCUAACCGACAAAGGUUUCCAUAUGUGACCUCUCUGUUGUCAGAGAGUUUCUUGAAGUGUUCCAUGAGGAUAUAUCCGGUCUACCACCCAAGAGAGAGAUAG